CGGAAACGCGGGCACUGGAGUUUGCGUGAGCAUGCCGGAAUGCCCGGCAAGGCGAGGAAACAGACGUCUGCUAGCUUUCCAACCGGCAAGCGGCGUGCUCGCGCAUGCGCAGUAGCUUUCUUGCAAAGUGUCCAUUGUGCAGCAUUUUUUUUUCUUUUAAGAACGCACACUCCCAAAUUUACAGCCAAAUAAACGUAAGCAGGUGGUCUACGUGAACGGGGAACCCAAGUAUGCUGCGCACUCCUGUCGGAAACUAAGCAUGUGUAACAUAAACAGCACGCCAAGAUCACAUUGCGAACAGAUGAAAGACAGUAUAAAUAACACAGCGCACAAGCCCGGCGGCUACUUGUACAGGUUGGUGCGACAUGCUCAAGAUGAAACAACGAAAAAAAAGAACGAAAAAGAAAACUUGCUAAGUACCAAUACCUACUCACAGGGCAGCGUCGACCAGCCCCGUAUAUUUCUUUUGUCUAUGUUUUUAUACUCCGUUUGACCUCGAGCGUGUCUAGUACGCGUCUGCAGUCAGAGAUGCAGUUGUGCCAAACGUAUAUUACUGAUCGUGGCGGCCUCUCAAUCGCGCCUUGGAAACCUCGCGCAUGCAGCUACGGCCUCCUAGGCGCCAGCGGCUGCGGCAAGACGAGCCUGCUGAAGUGCCUGGUCGGCCUGUGCAAGCCGAACUCUGGCAUGGUGCUGGUGUUCGGCAAGCAGCUGCACCGAGGACUCGUGCCUGGACCGGCCGUGGGGUUUAUGCCGCAGGUGCCUGAUGAGUUCACGAAAGAAGCCGAGCUCGCUCUGCACGAGGACUUCACCAUCGCGGAGAACAUGUACUUCUUUGGCCAGCUGCUGGGAAUGCCGUGGGAACUCAUCUACACCAGGAUCAACUUUCUCUGCUCUUUCUUCCAGCUGCUGCCCGCCAACCGAUUCGUCGAGAACCUCAGCGGCGGCCAAAAGCGGCGCGUGUCCCUGGCCGUGGCGCUGAUCCACUCGCCGCCCUUCCUGAUCCUGGACGAACCCACGGUGGGACUGGACCCGGUGCUGCGAGACGCUAUCUGGCGCUACUUUGUGGUGCUGUCGCGCGAGCAGGCCACCACCAUCGUGGUCACCACGCACUUCAUCGAGGAGAUCGCCGACGCCGCUCUCGUGGGAAUCAUGCGCAACGCCAAGAUCUGGUGCGAGAAGCCGCCUGAGGAGCUAAUCAGCUUGUACGGACCGGGCACGCUGUCCGACGCCUACCUCAAGGUGUGCCGCCGCCUGGACUUCCCCGACGAGAAGGACCCCUCGCCGCCUCCGCAGCCGGUGCAGCCACUCGAGGUGGAGCUGGCCAGCAUUCCGGACGCCAUGUUGACUUGGAAGAACUGGGCAUCGGUGCGCUCCGUCACCCGUGUUCGGGCACUGGUCGCCAAGAACCUGCUCAAGAUCAUGCGCCGACUCCUCCGCUGGGAUCGCCGCAUACCACCUAUUGCCAUGCUUGCUCCAGAGAAUCCGAGCACGUCCGAUACUACCACUCCAGCACAGCCUUCGCCAUCCGUCGUGGCCAUCAACAACAGCCACCGUGACCCACCAGUCUUCGCUGGUCUGCGGGGAGAUGACGUCGACACCAUCGUGUUCCAGCUCGUGAUGCCAUCAUGCGUCGGCGUGGUCUUCUGUCUUUUCGUGGGCGGCAACCCGACCAACCUGCCCAUGGCGGUGGUCUGCGAUGAACCGCAGGGCAGCUACUCGAAGGCUUUCCUCUCGUUCAUCAACCCGGACAUCAUCGAUCAGAGAGAGUGCAUGGAGGGUCAACUGGAACAUCGGCGCAUGCUGGGGGGUGGCGACUAUGGAGCUGGUGGAUGGCGCUCAGAGCGUUUGUUCAUUGCCGAUGCGCAGAAGGUGUACCCGAACCGCGAGGAGGCGUUCGCUGCCGUGCGGAGAGAGGAUGUUUGGGGCACCAUCCACAUACCCGGCAACUAUACGUUCAUACUUGAGCAGCGGUGA
Molecule: messenger RNA, 1974 nt
Organism: Dermacentor andersoni
Lineage: Eukaryota; Metazoa; Arthropoda; Arachnida; Ixodida; Ixodidae
Source: RefSeq, a predicted model, not a curated record